GAGAACUUCAUGACCCAGUUUGGUAUAUACGUCGAUGCAAACACCAACGCAUCCAUCACCGCGGGGGUUUCCAUGACAACCACGUCAACGCUUGCGGAUAUAUUGGGCAGUGUGUACAAUGUUGGGGUGGCCUUAUUAAUUGUUGCCAUGAAAAAUGAUGUAUCGUCUGGCGACGCCGGGUUUAUGCUUACCAAUGCCGCCUUUUCUGCACUCACGGGUAUGUAG
Sphaeroforma arctica JP610 is the source of this 225-nucleotide messenger RNA. RefSeq lists its product as hypothetical. The annotation marks the transcript as partial. Lineage: Eukaryota; Ichthyosporea; Ichthyophonida. The transcript has a single exon. The record is from RefSeq and is a predicted model, not a curated record.